Cannabis sativa is the source of this 1266-nucleotide messenger RNA. RefSeq lists its product as uncharacterized. Lineage: Eukaryota; Viridiplantae; Streptophyta; Magnoliopsida; Rosales; Cannabaceae. The record is from RefSeq and is a predicted model, not a curated record. The transcript is spliced from 10 exons. Bases 1 to 1266 code for a protein of 421 amino acids.
AUGUCUGCAGGUAUGGAUAGAUAUAUGCAAUAUAGAUUGGCUGAACAAGAUGAAGAUUGUGUAGAUUCAUUUACAGAUUUGUUGACAAAUAAUAAUGGUAAAAAGAAUGGUAGAGGUCCAACACAAAUGCGUGACAUUUGGGUACGAGAUGGAAAAAAUGCUCCAAUUAACUACAAAAGUUGGCAUAAGGUAUCUGACAAAUACAAAGAUAGAAUGUGGAAAAUCAUACAGGAAAAUUUUGAUAUUCCUCCUUUGGCAGAAAAUUGGACUAUGCGGUCUUGUGGUAAGGAACUUAAAAAUUGGAAAGCUUAUCUUAAGAGAACUUAUUAUUCACAAACUUUAUCUUUUGAGGAGCAAAAAAAAUAUAAGGACAAAAGAGUAUAUGCUGGGCAAUGGGAGGAAUUAAUAAAAUCUUGGACAACAGACGAUGCAAAGAAAAUAAGUGCUACAAACAAAGCUAGUCGUGGUCAAAAGAAAUACAACCAUACAACUGGCACAAAAAGUUUUGCACAAAUUAGAGCAGCGCAGAAAGAGAAUGGUGGAAGUACACCAACACGUGCUGCUAUGUUUAACGUACAAUUACAAGAGAAACAAGAGUUGAAUGAAUAUGUAUCAAAGGAAAAGGGUAUGAAUGACACUUUCUCUGAAGUAAUGGGUAAAGAAAAAUACGGAUCAUUCCGUAUGUACGGUUUUGGUGUUUGCCCAUCUGACGUAUGGGAAAACAAAUCCACGAAAAAAGGAAACCAAAAGAAGUAUAUACAGACUCUAGAAGCUGAAUUGAAAGAAUUAAGAUCUCAAGUUCAAGCCAACAAGCAAAAUUACAAUGCAAAUGACACAUCUAUUAUACCUGACAUGGCUCUUAAUUACAAUGACAAUGUCACUUCUUCACAACUGGCCAAAAAACCUUGUAUGUCACAUAACAAGAAAUCUCGACGUCAGUUGUGGUUUUCAUCUUCAGCAUAUGAUAUUCCAAUUGUUAAGGUUGGUGAAAUGGUUAAUCUUAAGAGUGUUACUGCUGAUCCUGAAACAAUUGCUAUUUGUCUAGUUGUUAGUAAAGAUUCAUCAAAAGAAGUUGGAGGAAAAGAGCUCGGAGAUCAUUAUUCUGAAGUUGUUGUUCAAGUUUGUAUAAACCUCGACGAGGAAUUAAUUAGACCAUAUGGACAAUGCAAGACAAUUGGUGAAGUUGUUGGAGCAUCUAUUGCAUGGCCAAGAACAUUUCUGGUUUCACGAAAAUCAGAUAAACAACUUCAUGAUUCAAUGAUGUGA